AUGGCCUACCAACCCGGGCCGUCGUACAGGCCCCAGCCUGGCCAGCCCAUCUUGAACGUCGACCCGCACUCCCAGGCCAUGUCUGGUCUGCAGUCCGUCGGUCGUUCGUCGCCCAUGCCCCCGGUCCCCAGCGUUGCGCAGACGAACAUUGGCCAGCCCGGCCAGAUCGGCUCCCUCCCGGGACAGCAGAACACCUACAUGGGUCCCUCGGGUGCCGUCACCGGCUCCGACCCCAACGGCAGCAACGGCGCUAACGGUGCGAGCCCCGCCGACAAGGGCCCCGACUAUGUCUACUUUGAGCGCCUGCCGAACCAGUUCUCCGAGUCGACGCGCGGCAAGGCGACCGCCGCCAAGAUGAAGCUUGAACUUUAUUACAAGGAGGCACUGACAGACAGGCGGACAACGCUCGAGAAGCAGCUCCACGCCGACUCGAUGAUGCCCGACUCGCAGAAGGCACGCCAGCUCCUCGCCCUUGGCCGGCGCGAGUCCAACUUCCUCCGACUGCGCCGCACACGAAUUGGACUCGAGGACUUCCGCACCGUCAAGGUCAUCGGCAAGGGUGCGUUCGGUGAGGUGCGGCUCGUGCAGAAGGCGGACACGGGCAAGAUCUACGCGAUGAAGUCGUUGAGGAAGAACGAGAUGUUCAAGAAGGACCAGCUCGCCCACGUCCGCGCCGAGCGUGAUGUGCUCGCCGAGUCCAACUCGCCGUGGGUCGUCCAGCUCUACUACUCGUUCCAAGACACCAACUACCUCUAUCUCGUGAUGGAGUUCCUUCCUGGAGGAGACCUGAUGACCAUGCUCAUCAAGUACGACACUUUCUCGGAGGACGUGACCAAGUUCUACAUGGCCGAGUGCAUCUUGGCUAUCGAGGCCGUGCACAACCUGGGCUUCAUCCACCGUGACAUCAAGCCUGACAACAUUCUCAUUGACUCCAUGGGCCACAUCAAGCUGUCCGACUUUGGUCUGUCAACAGGAUUCCACAAGCAGCACGACUCUGCGUACUACCAGAAGCUGCUCGGUGGCGGCGAUGUGUCGAACCACCGACACUCGAGCACGGGCCAGGCGCGCAACAGUGUCAUGGUGAACAGCAUCAACCUCACCAUGACGUCGAAGCAGGAUAUUGCGACGUGGAAGGCAAACCGACGAAAGCUCGCGUACUCGACUGUCGGAACGCCGGACUAUAUCUCGCCCGAGAUCUUCCUGCAGCAGGGCUACGGCAAGGAGUGCGACUGGUGGUCUCUCGGUGCAAUCAUGUUCGAGUGUCUCGUCGGCUACGACGUGUACCGUAAGAUUAUCGACUGGCGAAACCACCUCUACUUCCCGGACGACGUGCACCUCUCGCGCGAGGCUGAGGACCUUAUCCGGCGCAUGCUGUGCGAGGCCGACCGCCGCCUGACGGUCGAGCAGCUCAAGGCUCACGCCUUCUUCUACGGUGUCGACUGGUCGACGAUUCGCAACAUUGACGCUCCCUUCGUCCCCCACCUCCGCUCCAUGACCGACACGUCGUACUUCCCCACCGACGAGCUCGAGCAGGUCCCCGAUGUGCCCGCCGGUGCGGACCAGGGCUCGAGCGCGACCAAGGACCUCGCGUUCCUCGGCUACACCUUCCGCAGGUACGAGAUGCUCUAG
Messenger RNA from Trichosporon asahii var. asahii CBS 2479, 1629 nucleotides. RefSeq lists its product as uncharacterized. Lineage: Eukaryota; Fungi; Basidiomycota; Tremellomycetes; Trichosporonales; Trichosporonaceae. The record is from RefSeq and is a predicted model, not a curated record. The transcript has 4 exons. Bases 1 to 1629 code for a protein of 542 amino acids. Gene Ontology annotation, biological process: intracellular signal transduction; peptidyl-serine phosphorylation. Gene Ontology annotation, molecular function: ATP binding; protein serine/threonine kinase activity.